Molecule: messenger RNA, 468 nt
Organism: Penicillium argentinense
Lineage: Eukaryota; Fungi; Ascomycota; Eurotiomycetes; Eurotiales; Aspergillaceae
Product: type II 3-dehydroquinate dehydratase
Exons: 1
Coding region: 1-468 (155 amino acids)
Biological process (GO): quinate catabolic process
Molecular function (GO): 3-dehydroquinate dehydratase activity
Source: RefSeq, a predicted model, not a curated record
AUGGGCAAAUCAAUCCUUCUCAUCAACGGCCCCAACCUCAACCUCCUGGGAACCCGCGAACCCCACAUCUACGGCUCAACCACCCUCUCCGACGUCGAAGCCGACGCCCGCACCAUCGCGGCCAAGCACGGCGCCUCUUUCGACGCCUUCCAGUCGAACCAUGAAGGCGCGAUCGUCGACCGGAUCCAGGCUGCUCGUGGAAAGGUCGAUGGCAUUGUCAUCAACCCCGGCGCUUAUACGCAUACUUCCGUUGCGAUCCGUGAUGCGUUGCUCGGUGUUGGAAUCCCGUUUAUCGAGCUCCAUGUGAGCAAUGUUCAUGCUCGUGAGCCUUGGAGACAUCAUUCGUACUUUAGCGAUAAGGCUGCUGGUAUUAUUGUUGGAUUGGGGGUUUAUGGAUAUAAGGUUGCUAUUGAGCAUGUUGCGGUCAAUUUUAAGGAGUUGGAGAAGGAGAGUAAAGCUGCUCUGUGA